AUGAUCUCCAUCUCACUCCUCCUUGCGACCGUCGCGGCCGUCUCGGCGCAGCAGGUCGGCACGCAGCAGGUCGAAACCCACCCCAAGUUGACUUGGCAGAGGUGCACCUUGUCCAGCUGCACCUCCGUCAACGGCGAGGUCGUCAUCGACGCCAACUGGCGCUGGCUCCACGAGACCUCGGGCACCGCCAAUUGCUACGACGGCAACAAGUGGACAGGCAAGUGCACCACCGCCACCGACUGCGCGUCCAAAUGCGCCUUCGAAGGCGCCGAUUACUCCGGCACCUACGGUGCUACCACCUCGGGCAACGCCCUCAGCCUCAAGUUCGUCACCCAGCACGCCUACGGCAAGAAUAUAGGAUCCCGUCUCUACCUCAUGAACAGCGUCUCCAAGUAUGAAAUGUUCACGUUGACAGGCAACGAGCUGGCAUUCGACGUCGACCUGUCCCAGCUUGACUGCGGUCUCAAUGGUGCCUUGUACUUUGUCCAGAUGGACGAGGACGGCGGUAUGGCCAAGUACCCCACCAACAAGGCGGGUGCCAAAUACGGUACCGGAUACUGCGAUGCUCAGUGUGCCCGCGACCUCAAGUUCGUCGGCGGAAAGGCCAACGUUGAGGGCUGGGUAUCGUCAUCCAAUGAUGCCAAUUCGGGUGUCGGCCCGUACGGUGCUUGCUGCGCCGAGAUGGACGUUUGGGAAUCCAAUGCCCAUGCUUUCGCCGUGACCCCUCACCCGUGCCAGAACAACGCGUACCACGUCUGUGAGAAGUCGGGCUGCGGUGGAACCUACUCGGACGACCGCUUCGCCGGCGACUGCGACGCCAACGGCUGCGACUUCAACCCCUACCGUAUGGGCGUCACCAACUUCUACGGCAAGGGCAAGACAGUCGACACCUCCAAGAAGUUCACCGUCGUCACCCAGUUCUCCAGCAACAAAGUGCAGCAAUACUUCGUCCAGAACGGCGCCAAGAUUAACAUGCCCAACUCGACCGUCAGCGGCGUCUCGGGGAACGCCGUGACUCCUGACUUCUGCGCCAACCAGUUCAAGGUCUUUGGCGACCGCGACCGCUUCUCCGAGGUUGGUGGCUGGUCAAAGUUGAACUCGGCCUUUGACGGAAAAUGGGUGCUCGUUAUGUCCCUCUGGGACGACCACUACGCCAACAUGCUCUGGCUCGACUCUACCUACCCUCCCGAGAAGGCCGGCCAGCUUGGAGCCGCUCGCGGCGACUGCCCCACCACUUCCGGCGUCCCGGCCGAUGUUGAGUCUCGUCUAGCUAGCGCUACGGUCACGUACUCCAACAUCCGAUUUGGGCCCAUUGGUUCCACGGUCAAAUAA
Molecule: messenger RNA, 1332 nt
Organism: Colletotrichum graminicola M1.001
Lineage: Eukaryota; Fungi; Ascomycota; Sordariomycetes; Glomerellales; Glomerellaceae
Product: glycosyl hydrolase family 7
Exons: 5
Coding region: 1-1332 (443 amino acids)
Biological process (GO): carbohydrate metabolic process
Molecular function (GO): hydrolase activity, hydrolyzing O-glycosyl compounds
Source: RefSeq, a predicted model, not a curated record